This is a messenger RNA of Apis dorsata (giant honeybee), 5772 nucleotides long. RefSeq names its product rap guanine nucleotide exchange factor 2-like. Lineage: Eukaryota; Metazoa; Arthropoda; Insecta; Hymenoptera; Apidae. Gene Ontology annotation, biological process: Ras protein signal transduction; positive regulation of GTPase activity. Gene Ontology annotation, cellular component: apical plasma membrane; plasma membrane. The coding region runs from base 638 to 4876 and encodes 1412 amino acids. Gene Ontology annotation, molecular function: guanyl-nucleotide exchange factor activity; protein binding. The transcript is spliced from 19 exons. The record is from RefSeq and is a predicted model, not a curated record.
UGAGUGACAGCGCGGGAGUGGCAGUAUAGUUUCGGACGUCGUGGCGCGUGGUUCGAGGUUAAAAAGUAGAUCGUUCGUUCGAUGAUAUACCACUUACGUGUGUUCGAUUUGAACGUGUUAUAUAUUCGCUCGAUCGACGACCAAUACACGUGUCCGUACAACGAAUAUCACGGUGAUUUACUUGCGAUCGGUUGUCGCGGUUUAUUGACUCGACUCCGUGGUCUCGGUGUGUUUGUUUUCCCGUGGAGAAGUGCAAUCAUCUGUGGAUUACCUCGAGCAGCUGCAACGGACAGAGGCGGGAAACUCUCCAUCCCCUCCCUCCGAUAAACAGCUUCUGAUUGGACGUGCACGCUCGUCGACGACGUACAGGGCAUCCCCAAUUUGAAUAAAAUUGCGAAGGGAAAGGAGGAAGAUCGGUGGAAAUAGAAGGAAAAGGUGGAGAGGAUUGGGAACGGGAGGAAGUGGCGAAGGAUGUAGUCGAGGGUUUCGGGGACGGAUGACGGAAUAGAAAAGAAGAAAAGGGGGAGAAGGGACGAAAGGAGGAUGGAGGCGAAAGAGGAGUCGUCCGGGUUGUGGAGGGUGACCGAGGGCUGAGAGGGGAAGAGAAGGGAGGGGGGGUGAAAAAAAAGAAGAGAGGAUGCACAAGCACACGAGCCAACUACGCGGUCCCGGAAGCGGACACCAUGUUGCUAACAGGGGUCCUGUCAGAAGAUGGAACAGCUUCCACGGCGGUGGAAGCGUCGGCGGAGGCGCGAGUAAUUUCAACGACACCGUCGGAAAUGGCAAUCUGCCCCCCGGUAUGAUCACCAAGGCUCCCCAGGAGCCGUUCAGGGCCGUGCCCAAGGCUGUCCAGGCCCUGAGGAGCGAGUCGGUCGACAGGAGCCAUCGAGCCCAGCCGCCUCCGCCCCCGGCCUUCCCCCGAAGACGGUUCUCCGUGUGCUUUGGCAAGCGGACGGGUGGCAGCGCCAGGAGACCCAACGAAUGCUUCGUCCUCGAGCCCUCCGAGAUGAUCGUGAUCGACUACCCGGAACUGCACGGAGGAAGGAUGCAUCGACCACCGCACCCUCAUCCCAUAACUGACCAUCGACAGGUCAAUUUGGUCUUCGAUGACACGUUUUCUCAAGGCCUGACAGGCAGGCCAGAGUUAUACCAAAAGUCCAACAGAAGCAGCCAUUCGAGUGACACAAGUUCAGCAUAUAGUGGUUCAGACACUAUGACAUCUGUACAAGGAUCAUUAGAUGCAGAUCCAGAUGCAGAUGAUGUUGAUCUAUCAGGACUUGUUGAAUCUAUAGUGGAUAGUGAUGAAGAAGAAGAUCUUGCAGAAAGCAUGGAUAGCUUGACUGUCCGUGAUCCUGUCAGAGAAUGUUUAGAAAAAGAUCCUAUGGAAAGGACAGAAGAUGAUAUAGAAACCCUCUUAGAAUUCACACAACAAUUAAAGGCCUUUACAAAUAUGACUUUGGCAGUAAGAAGAGCGCUGUGCGCUGUGAUGGUGUUUGCUGUAGUUGAACGUGCUGGUAUGAUAGUUUUGAAUGAUGGAGAAGAAUUAGAUAGUUGGAGUGUGCUUAUAAAUGGUGCUGUGGAAAUUGAGCAUAGCAAUGGAGAAAUUGAACAACUGCACCUUGGUGACAGUUUUGGAAUUUUGCCCACUAUGGAAAGACUUUUGCAUAGAGGUGUUAUGAGAACAAAAUGUGAUGACUGUCAGUUCGUAUGUGUUACUCAGGCAGAUUAUUUCAGAAUUCAACAUCAAGGAGAAGAAAAUACAAGGCGGCAUGAAGAAAAUGGGAGAGUAAUUCUAGUAACAGAGUUAAGAGGUGCUUUAGAUGGCGGAGCACGCAGGGGUCAUGUAGUUAUUCGCGGAACUCCUGAACGUUUAAUGUUACAACUUAUCGAAGAAAACAGUAUUACUGAUCCUACUUAUAUAGAAGAUUUCUUAUUAACCCAUCGAACAUUUAUUGAUAGUCCCUUGUUAGUUGCAAGUCAAUUGUUAGAAUGGUUUGAUCAAGCACAAGUCAGAGAUAGAGUUGCCCGUGUAGUACUUCUUUGGGUAAAUAAUCAUUUCACUGAUUUUGAAACUGAUCCAGCUAUGAUGGAAUUUCUGGAAGCAUUUGAAGCUGGAUUAGAAAGAGAAAAAAUGCAAGGACAACAAAGAUUAUUAAAUAUUGCGUGUGCAGCAAAAGCGAGAACGCGGAAUGUAACAUUAGCAAGACCAACUAGGGAUGAAGUCUUACAUUUUAGUAUUUUGGGGGGGUAUGAAAGGGGUUUCGGUAUUUUUAUUUCAAAAGUAGAUAAAAAGUCAAAGGCUGAAGAUGUUGGUUUGAAACGUGGUGAUCAAAUUUUAGAAGUAAAUGGACAAAGUUUUGAACACGUGAAUCAUGCCAGAGCUCUUGAAAUUUUAAGGGGAUCUACUCAUCUCAGUAUAACUGUUAAAUCAAAUUUACUUGCGUUUAAAGAAAUGCUUCAGAUGCCAGAUGAUUCGCCAAGACCGCGGGGAAGAGCAAACAAAUCCGAAAUUUCAAGAUUACAAUCAGAUCCACGUGCGAGGUUGUCUACGCAUGUGGAUACAGUAACUCCAGUAAAUCCAUUGAAUCCUUUGGUGGGUGGUGUACCAUUAUUAAUUCCUGAUUCUAACGUUUCUCCUUGUAAAGACGCUAAAAAGGAACAUAAAGGAUUCAUGACGCUUGGACCCAAAAAGAAAUUACAAAAAGCUCUCAUAAAAAUGAAUAUACUGCCAAAGAAUACUAUUAAUGAUGGUGUACAUGUAGAUGAUCCUCUUGCACCUCCUCAUACACCACCAGGAACAGGAGGACUUGCACAAACUACUAAUCUUUAUCACUCAAAAAGUAAUCCUGAUCUUACGUCAUUGUAUUGCUAUGAUGACUUAAGGGCACCUGAUUAUCCAGAACAUGUUCUAAAAGUUUAUAAAGCUGAUCAAACUUGUAAAUAUCUUCUUAUUCACAAAGAAACAACGGCACACGAGGUGGUAAUGCUUGCUCUUCAAGAAUUUGGUAUAACUGAAGGUAGUUCGAAUUUUUCUUUAGCUGAAGUUAGUGUUGGAGAAGGAGGUAUGAUCAAACAACGCAGGUUACCUGACCAAUUGCAAAAUCUUGCGGAACGAAUUGGUUUAAGUUCUCGAUAUUAUUUAAAAACUAAUGGUAUUUCGGAGACUUUUGUAGCAGACGAACAAGCGCCAGAACUCAUACGCGAAUCUCAGGUUCAUUUCUUACAAUUAAAUGCAGUUGAAGUUGCAAUUCAACUGACUCUACAAGAUUUCAGUAUAUUCAGGCAAAUUGAAUCUACGGAAUACGUGGAUGAUUUGUUCGAAUUAAAGAGUAGAUAUGGAGUGCCAAUGCUCAGGCAAUUUGCAGAACUAGUCAACAGAGAAAUGUUUUGGGUUGUGACAGAAGUUUGUUCUGAACACAAUCUCGUUCGACGUAGUAAAAUAAUAAAACAAUUUAUAAAAAUAGCAAGGCAGUGUAAAGAAUGUAAAAAUUUCAAUUCUAUGUUUGCAAUUGUAUCUGGUUUGGGUCAUGGAGCUGUAUCCAGAUUAAGAGCUUCUUGGGAAAAACUGCCAAGUAAAUAUCAAAGGCUAUUUAGUGAUCUUCAAGAAUUAAUGGAUCCUAGCCGUAAUAUGAGUAAAUAUCGACAAUUGGUAGCAUCUGAACAAACGCAACCUCCCAUAAUUCCAUUUUAUCCAGUAGUGAAGAAAGAUUUAACAUUUAUACAUCUUGGUAACGAUUCUAGAGUGGAAGGUUUGGUGAAUUUCGAAAAGCUGAGGAUGAUCGCAAAAGAAGUAAGAACAUUAACGAAUAUGUGUUCUUCGCCAUAUGAUUUAUCGAUAAUGUUAGAAAGAGGUGGCCAACCACCUAGUUCUGCAAUGGUUGCGUUAAAUCAAAUGACAACUGGCAAUCAAGUGUUACAAUGUCCAGGAGGACAGACAGCUACGGUGAAAAGACGAAAAAAAUCUACCGCUGCACCGAAUCCGAAAAAAAUGUUUGAAGAAGCACAGAUGGUUCGAAGAGUAAAAGCAUACCUUGCCAAUAUGAAAGUAAUAACUGACGAGGAGCGGUUACACGCUUUAUCUGUGGAAUGUGAACCUCACGCGGGAGCUGCCGCAGUAACUGCAGUACCUCUUAAUGCGAGCAGAGGGAGGAGACAUCCUUCUCCUACUCUAUCGACAACAAGCAGUGCCAGCAGCACUAGCGAAGGUAGAAAGAGUAUACAAGGUACAAAGUUCGGAGCAGCAUCGCCACAAGCAGUACGAAAAAUGUUGGCGCUUUCCGAUCCCCAUAAAACUCGUCCCUAUCAACCAAAACACUGUCCACCGCCGCUUCCAGUGCCGGGAUUGGCAUUACAUUCCAGCGGACUGGAGCCUAGUCCCGGUGCACCUAGGAGAGUAGGAUCUGGUAGCCGAGUUCCUAUGCAUGAGAGAUCCCAUAGCGAUACUCCUUCCAGUUUACCACCACCUGUCGAUCUCAGUGCUGAAAGUAGUAGCGUAACCAGCCUGAGCAAUCUUCAGCCAUUAAGAAAAACGUUGACCAGUGGUUCGGUGACGAGCAGUGACAGUGGUCACAGUACGCAACUGGACAGCCACAGCGGAAGCAGCGUAGAAGCUGGUGGUAGUCCACCGCCACCUCAAAGACGGCACUCCGCUAUGCAAGGGUCUGUUUUGAGAGGUGGUGCACCUCCGUUCCCUCACGCGGUAGCAGUGUUACCUCCGCUUCCUGCCAACCACAACCAGAACCACAACCACAAUCAUCAUCACCACCACCACCACCACCACCACCACCAUCACCACCAACAUUAUUACGAUCAUCACCAUCACCAACCCCAAAAUCCUCAAGACGACGAAGAAUCAGCCCAAGUAUCAGCAGUUUAAAAUGAUUCACGAGACAUGCGAGGACUCAUCCCUAUUCUUCUUUUCCCACGACCAAGAGGAACAUGUUCGUCGUGCCACGUGUUAGACGAUUCCCUUAUCAAAAGGAAUCAAAAACGAUUCUCGAGACGUGCAACCCUCUUUCAAUCGGGUUCUCGUACGAGGCAAAAACUGUACCGAGGAAUUCGCUCGAAGACCAACGGGGUGCACGCACGAAAUGCAAAAAUAAUCGACACACGCACAGUGCUUUCAUUGCCGGAGAGUUCUCGAUUCUCAGGCGGGAUUUAAAGGAACUCUUUUGGAGAAGAACGCGUUUCGAGGAAGAGGAAAGAAGCGCUCGUCUUCCAGAACUAAUAAUAAAGAAAAUGAGAAGAAGAAGAAGAAGAAGAAGAAGAAGAAAAAAGGGUGGAAACAGAGAAGAGAAGUUUAGAAUCUCGAGCUACGCCCGUUAGAAUUCUACGAGGGCACCAAACGAAUAAAAAAGAGUAUGUAAUAUCUUAUUCAAAGAAGGAAACUUUGAAGGAAAACAAAGACGAGAAAAGACAUACCGAUUAUAGAAUAUAAUAUUUGUAUCAGACUGGAUGAGAAAUGUUGGUCCGAUACAAAGGUGCCACGUCGAGUUUCACGUAGCGGCUACUCAGAGAGAGAAAGAGAGACUAGGCGCGAGAAAUUUACGGUCAUAAGUAAUAAUUCUCUAUAAAUGUGUAAUAAAUCGAGUCCAAAGAUGUUAUAUAUACCGCGUAAUCGUCGGAGGGAGUACGAAUGACAGCGUGUCCUGUAUUAUAUUACUUUUUAGGCUAACCCCCGAACGCCCAGAGUAGCUUAAGUAUACGUUUUUUGAUGUACAUAGCGUGUAGCGUUUAAAUGUAGUAUGUAAUAUGAGCAAGAGUGAUGUGUUG